AUGGAGCAAAACGUUCCAGGCUCAAAAGUAUUUCAACGCACUGAUUUACUUGUAUACUUGGGAAAGCAACAUGGAACGGGAAAGAGAAGUAAAAGGCAUAAGAAUGAAAACAAGAAGGCAGGAAGUGUUGACUGUACAAACAGAUUCCUGAAUCAGGACCUAAAUCAUGAUAUGGACAUUUUCCCCCCGAAACAAGUGGAUAUGCCCUGUCUAGAAAAAGAUGCUUCAUGGGACGGAGAUAUAUGCUGUGAUAUAAUUAGCCAGGAUCUUAUCAACUCAAGGUAUGUAGCUCUUUCUAUCAUGAAAUGUGAUCCUGAUACCUUAUAUCGUACUGGUUCUGAGUUUCUAGAUUCAGCCAAAAUGAGUUGCAGGAACGACGCCCUACUCUGGUUGAAAGCAAGCUUAACUCUGCUUCACAAAUCGACAAUUCAUCUGCAAAAUCUGGUCAGUCUGAUUGCUUUGUUAGAGAUAAUUCCAUUUCUUGCGAGCACAGCCGGUCUCCAAACUAUGAAGAUUUUAGUCCCUGGGGCAUGAAUUCCCCCAUCACUAAUGAAAUGGUAUGCACUAACGUUUUCUUUCCAGCGACCUAUAGUGAUUUCGUGGAUUUAAGUUUUUCCAGAUAUGUAGCCUGGUAAUUUGAACAUUCGUCAUUGUUUACCAUCUUGAAGUCGGAUGGCGAAUUUAUUACUAGUAAAAUACCCUUGAAUUUUAACCAGAAGUUUUUUAGCUUGGUGGAUUUUUAGAUUCCAACGUGAAAACGAAAGGAUUGUUGGCGAAAGCAAAAGAUGUGAACGCGAGGGAUCUGCAUAUCCCCAACGUACUGGACAACGUUCAAGGUAAUUUCUUUGGCAGCACAUUGUCUUAGUUAAUAUAAUCUCUUCGAUUGUUACUCCACAUGCUGCUUGUAUAAACUGAUCAUUCACUCAUUUCUAAUAGAAGCUUUGGAUGUGCAGAUAAAGUUGAUGGUUUUUCGUUGGUGAAUGAUAAAGGACGUUCCUUUAGUGUCAAAGGUAAGGUUGUUGCUUCUACGAUAAUGCAAGGAGCCGAUGCUCCAAAAAAGUUCAUCACUGAAGGUGGAGUCCUCCCUAAUUUUCUGGAGACGAAACAGUCAAUUACAGAAAGAAACGAUCAGAUUAUGGAAUGUCAUCCAGAUGUUGACACCUCUGCAAUCCUUACGAUAGAACCACAGGCAGCAUACAUGGACGGGAAUAGAGAUCCAGAAUUUAAUAGGAUUGAUUUUUCAGGGAAUGACUUAGCAAGAUCUAUGAUGGCUCUUUUGCUUCCAAGUGCUGUUCCUUUACUUAAAAAGACCUAUCAGAGAAGGAUGCAGAAACACGAACAGAGAAAGAAGUCUGCUACUCAUUUGGACCAAAUCCAGGUGGAUUCCACUGUUGGAAGUGAUGCGAAGUACAAAAGCAAUGAUUUCCCUUCACAAGGUAUAGUGAUAGUUGAAAACUAGGACAUCUGGCUUUAAAUGGGUCCUCUUAUUUUUCUUAGGCGAGAUUUUUAAUGCGGUAUGACUUUCUGCUGAGCCAUAAUUUCAUGAUCUUGUAGGUCAUUAUACUGAAUCGCCUAUUAACGGAGCUGGACAGAGAAUAAAGAGGUCAUUGUUUCACAAGGUGACAGUUGAAUGUGAUCUUGGCAAUGACAUAGGCAAGGAACCACUUACUAGCUGUAGGAAUUCAGCAGAUGUCCAAUUUAUUGUGCAGGACAGCUUUGAGGAUGAUCAAUAUGCGCAUGAUGUUAGUGUUGUACAGAAGUCACUUCUUGGUUUUGAUGACAAUCAACCAAGGCUCGAUAGCACACACAAUAGUUUCAAAGGUAACCAAUUAAGUCAAAACGACAAAUGUGUUCGAAGGCAAUCAGAUAGUGAGUUUGGGAUUGAUGAAGAUGAUAAGAUGGGUCUGGCAUGUGAUGGUGAUCCUCAUAAGGCUGAACCAUUGAGUAAUAAUUCCUCUUCAUCGUGUUUACGUAGGAAAUUUAAUGAUACUUGUGUGGACAAGAAUGAAGAUAUUUUACAAUCCACCCAUUGUUUCGCUGUGUGUACAUUCGAAGGUACAGCUGCCUUGGAGACUUGUGGCAUCGUCCAUCAUAAUAUUCCUCCUUUAGGAGCUGAAGUCAUAUCUGGGGAUGUUGAAGAAACUCUACACCACUCACAGCCGGACAUUGGUGCUAUCAGAAAAAGGAAAGCUGAAUACUUUGCAGAGGUUUGUGUUUCCAUUUCUUCUAGUUCCUUUGUUGAAAAACUAAAACUUUCUGACAAAAUCAACAUCUGGAGCAGCUGAGGUGAAUCUCCAUUGAGGGUACUGAUUCAGUUUUCAAUGGGUGAAACCUGAUCCCGCGUAAUUUUUUAAAAUGAUUUGGCAGAACGAACUUAGUCUGUUUCAUUUUAAUGAAUCUAAGUCACAAUCAUAUCUCAGCAGUUAAGAAUGGAAAAUAGAAGGAACAAAGUGAAAGUAGCCUCGUGUUGUCCCCUUUCACCUGUCUACGUUCUUGGUUGAGAAUGGAGCAAGUAUUCUGUCAGGAGCUUGGGGGAGGUACAGCAAAGAACGAUCCUGUAAAAGCACCAAAUUUGAGAUAUUUUGUUGAGAUAUUUUGUUGAGAUAUUUUGUUGAGAUAUUUUGUUGAGAUAUUUUGUUGAGAUAUUUUGUGCCUUUGAAAAAUAAGCAUACAGUUAGAAAUCAAAGAAAUGAAUUCUCUUUUCAACAUUAAUCAGCCUUUUCCUCAGAAUCAGUCAAUCUAGCUGUCCCUCUGUGAUUCUUAACCGACCCUCCCAGGAUCAAAACCCAUUUGUUGCUUGUAUGGUUGGAAACACUGUACAUAUUCCAAUCACCGAUGAGAUAUCGCAAACGACUUAUGAAAAUUCUGGUAAUUCCAUGCAGGUCAAUCCUAAUUUUGACGGUUCUGUAGGGGUAGAUGAAAGAGGAGCUGAUAUUAGGAAUGCUGCAGUUGCAACCUAUAUUUCCUUUCACGGAAAGACAGUUGCCGGGUGUAUUGAAGAAGAUUCUUGCUCUUUAACUGAAACUGCAAAUGGUCUAGCAUCAGGUGGUGAAACUCACAUUGUCAAGGAAAUGACACGGGAACAAGCAUUUGCCCUUCAAGCUUCUAAUAAAUAUAAGGUUCCCUUUUCAGAGAGUAUAAUUUGUAGGGACAUGAAUGAUGGAAAAAUUAUGGAAGCUUAUGCUGCUAAACGUGUGAAGUCGGCGGCAAAUAGGCAGCUUGAAAUUGAUAGCAGAGGGAUAGACGAAAAAGCGUCGUUGAUUAGUGAAGAACGUUUGAAGAUGUCAGAUAAUAUCUGUGAAUCGAUUGGCCUGGUAUUUAAUGCUAUCGCCCCUGCACCUCAAAAUCGGGAAGCCCUAGGGCAUUCAUCAGAUGCUGCGAAUGACUUAAAGUUCAUUCAUACAGACGUCAAGACUAAUGACACGAAUCCUUGUAGUGAUAACAAUGCUGCAGUUGGGGAUUGUCAUGAACAAAUCCCAGUUCUUCAAGUCUCAAGAAAGCAGGCAUUUGAUGAAAGUAAUCCCAGUGACUUGUCUUGUUCUGGUCAGGAAUUGCCUAUAGAGUACGUUGCCAGUGACCGUCCAAAUGAUUUUUCUUAUCUGGAUCUUUCUGAGGCUCAGCCAUUGUUUGGUUCUUCUUCUGUAAGUAUGAAACCUGACGAGCAGCUUGAAGACUUUGUAGAGCUUAUUGGUUGUUAUCUGCAUCCACACUGUAUUCGGUCUAUAUUGCUGAAUGUCAAGGAGGGAACAUUACACGUCUGCACCUUGUGUGGCCCAUCCGAAGGAGCUGAAGGGGUCAUUUUCGUCUACCAGAUUCCCAUGAAAAAAGAGAUAAACUUCCCAUCUUUUCUUGGAUACACAUCGAUUAUGUUUCCUAUCCGAGAAAAUGGCCAUCAUCAAAGCGUACGCUAUCUCAUUGUUGAUCCUGGAGCCUUUCAUUGGUGCUUUCUUCAUAAUAUACAUCUCAUUUUCAGUAUUUUUAUGUACAACUUAUCGCCGUCUUACCAGAUUCCAAUCGAAAGAUGUGGCCUACAAUUUACUCCUGAUGGCGAGUACCUUGUUUUUUCUAAUGGUAUCAAGGCACCUUCCUGCAGGUCAUUUACCAUCUUGAUCAUCACAGGGAGUGCAGCUGUGCCGUAUGUCAAUAACUAAUUUUAAUUAUGAAUUUUCAGGGAGAAAAAAUUCAGAUGUCGUUGCUCUAUCUGCAAGUUGGACUGCGGUGAGAAUAACGCUAUAAACAUCGUUCAUUUGGAGCUUGGUUAUGUGUCUACAGUGAGCAAGUUGAAAACAGUUCAGAACAUUUAUUGCAUAUUAGUUUGUGAAAGUAAUCAUCUUCUAGCAGUUGAAGAAAGUGGGAGUCUGCUUGUAUGGCUAAUGAACCCGUCGUGGAGGUAAUAAUUUGGAGAUGUCGUCUCUCUUUUUGGAGCUAUCUUUCCAUCUCUCAGUAUUCGUCAUAGCUUACCAUCAGAUCUUGGUUGCUAUGAGGAAUGAAUUUUGACUUCUAGCCUGUCAUGUCAAAGCUAGCCUUAACAGGUCUUUCUUACUAUUGGUAUGAUCCCCAGAUUGGGCAUCGUGUGCAUUCUUACAGUUUCAUGUAUUGUACGGGUAACAAUCUUGCACUCGUUGACUUUGUGUGUGCGUCCCAGUGCUUCACUAAUUUUCUCAUGACAGCAUGUCAGAAGAAUAAAAAGCUAAAUGAUUUUCAUUUUAGAGACGAUUCGUUGGACAGUUUAAGAGAUUGUAUCUGCCCAAUCCAAGCAAAAAAUAUAUUCCAUUUGUUGGCGGGCUCUCCUGACCUGCUCCUGAACAUGAUUUUUUUCUACGAGUUUCAUGAAAACGCCGCUCGUACUUGCUAGUAACUCCAAAAUUCCAUAUAGAUAAAUAUAUAUUACAAGGGAAGUUUCAUGCCAGGAUAUUUGCAGAAAAUUAGAAGUUUAUUGAAAUGGCAUGCGUAGGUUCGUAUUACCUUUUCUCUACAGCUAAGAGUUGUGCCACUUAUUGUGAUAUUGCACCUGUUCAGAUCAAGUCAGGAAGAAUUCAUCCUACCUGGCUUUGAUUCCAUGGAACCUUCAGCGAUAGAGCUGAAACAGAUACCAAAAUGUGCCUCGAUCAUCGUCGGCCAUGAUGGUGCCGGAGGGUUCUGCUUGUGGUAAGUGGUUCCUUGCAGCAUAUCUCAUCUACUUUCUUUCAGUAAUUUCUCGUAUCGUACCCAUUUGGGGAAGGUGAAAUAAGGGGCCUGAUUUCUUGAACCAGCACAUCACACGGUCAACCUUCCUUAUUUAGGACUGCUGCGUUAUCCAGGCCCUGGAAUCCAGUUAACACCUGCUUUUGUCUCCUCUUUUCUUUGCUCAUCCGGAAGCACUCUGUUUUCCCUUUUAGGGACGUUUCCAAGAGGAUCAAGCUGUCCAAAUUUUCUACUCUGGGGGAUGUGGUUUCCCAGGUUCUCCCUGUGGGGUGGUUGACCAAUGUGGAAGUCAGUAAGACUGGUGCCGCUCCGACUGGGGAACGUGCUGCUAUCUGGUUCCUCGUCCACGGCCACCGAUUAGAGAAGGAAUCGGACGGCUCUUCAGCAGGGUGGAGGCUCGGCCUCUUGGUCAACGAUGGAUUGUUCCUUGGCGGCGUGUUAGAUGCUCGGUAUUUUUCCAAGUGGUUCUCCCUCUCCCCUUCAACGACUCCGAUGGUAUGUUGUUAUUAUAUCUUUAUACCUUCAUUUUUAUCGAAGAACAUUUUUUUUUUAUAUUUAUAGGGUAUCUUUUGUCGGAGCAUUAUCUGACCUGGGGAUUGCUGGAAUGAGCGACGGCCAUGUGUACAUGUGGGAGUUGACCACUGGAACGAAGCUAGCAGAUCUUCACCCAUUUACCGGCGGUGAGUCAACCUAUUCUGAGAAGGGAUCUCGUGGACUCCUAUCUGGUUCUUAAGCUGUUUGCCCAUUCUACCUGAUCUAAAAUUUCUGACGGAAAUAUCUAUUUCGCCCUGGGUCUUCUUUUUUUGUGCGAUAAGUUUUUAGAAUUUCUACAUUAUUAAUAAAUAUCAUAUGUUCUUGUUCAUUACUAAUAAAAGCAUACCGUAAAUUGUGUUUAGACAUAUUUCCUUUUUAAUACUCUUUCCGUGUGAUCAGGUGGGGGAGGCAUCUCGUGUAUCGUGGCCGAUGAGAAAUCUGGCGUGUUUGCAGUAGCCGGCGAUGGCUGUGAACUGAGGAUUUACCUUCGGUCCAAGAUGGCGUGCCCGACUCCUCGCAGAUAG
Spirodela intermedia is the source of this 6242-nucleotide messenger RNA. Lineage: Eukaryota; Viridiplantae; Streptophyta; Magnoliopsida; Alismatales; Araceae. The record is from the annotation of a GenBank genome assembly.